AUGACACCAUCAUUACCAACAGAUUGUCUUAAUGGUAUAUUUAGAUGUCUAUUAGACGACGCAAGUUCACUUCAUUCUUGUUUAUUAGUGAAUAGAUUAUGGUGUGAAAUAGCAAUCCCACUCUUGUGGAAUAAUCCGUGGCAGAGCACGCAACUUUUUGUAGAUAGAAAUUGGCCAGCGAUUAUAAGAACAUUUUCAUCUUGUUUACCUGAAGAAUCAAAAGAUAUAUUGAGAAGGAAUGGAAUAGAUUUAUUACAGACAAUAUCAUCGAAACCUCCCUUAUUUGAUUAUGUAGGGUAUUGUCAAUAUUUAUCGCCCACUGUGAUGGAUAGACUUAAAAGAAUUCUGACGGUUGGAGAAGAUAAUAAAAAAAAUGUUAACGAAUUUUAUUCUAGAUUAUACAGAGAACAUCUAGUGGAGCAAGAAUUUUAUAAAUUAUUUAUGUCAAGAUGUUCUCUUAAACAUCUCGUUUUGCCAAGGAUUCCUUUAUCUUAUUUUCCUGGAGCAAAUCAUUGCCUAGAAUAUCUGCGACACCUUAAAUGUUAUAUCGAUAGACCACCAGAAUUAUUUUAUGGAUUAGCUCAUAUCAGUAGAAAUCUUCAUCGACUGACAAUUUGUCAUUGUGAUGAAGAUAAUGAAGGUUUGGUCACUUUGAUUAAAUUACAAAAAGGGUUAAAAUCUCUCGUGUUGGAUUCGUCAGAAGAUUAUGUUAGCAUUUGCCCAAGAAUUGGUCAAGCAUUAAUCACUCAAGCGCAUUCUUUAUCUUUCCUUAAAAUACGUCAAAGCUUAUGUAUUCCUCCGGAAACUAUCGCUUUUUUCAUUAAUUUAAGAAUCUUGCAAUUGGAUAUAACAACGAGGGUUGCAAAUAUGGAAUUGUUAUCUCUUACAACCUUACCUAAACUUGAGAUUUUGGAUAUUUUUGGUGAUGAGAAUGCUCCUUUUAAAAUUAAGCAUUUUAUACAAAUAUUAUUACCAGCUUCUUCUACAUUAAGAUUCUUGACAAUUUGGUGGUCAGAAGAAACUCAGAAAGAACUUUUCACUUUAUUGAGUUUAUGUCGUCAAUUAGAAGCAAUUAAAUUUUGUUAUCAAGAUCUAAAUUCGAAUUCGAAUUCUGAUGAAUAUUAUUUAGCGGAUGAAAGUUGUACAGGAAAUUUCGUACAAGGAAAAUUGAUUUUUGAAUUAUUGGAAUUGAUAUCACAUGGAAAUGAAAAUUUAUGUAUUUUAUGUUUACAAGGAAAAUGGACUUUUACUUCGAAAGAAUUGAUAGAAUUUUUGGAAUUUUGGAAAGAAAAACAAAAAAAUUCUUUAUCAUUAUACUUGUUACCUUUUGAAAGUAAAUCUAGAAUAGAAUUGGAUAGAAUUUUUCAAAAAUAUUUAACAAGUGGUGUUUUGAAAGAUUUUGGUGAUAAAGGUUAUUUAGAUACUAUUCCUUUUUUGAGAAAUAUCUGGACUUUUUAA
Funneliformis caledonium is the source of this 1458-nucleotide messenger RNA. NCBI's taxonomy places the organism in Eukaryota, Fungi, Glomeromycota, Glomeromycetes, Glomerales, Glomeraceae. The record is from the annotation of a GenBank genome assembly.